Messenger RNA from Maniola jurtina (meadow brown), 1469 nucleotides. RefSeq names its product tRNA pseudouridine(38/39) synthase. The record is from RefSeq and is a predicted model, not a curated record. Lineage: Eukaryota; Metazoa; Arthropoda; Insecta; Lepidoptera; Nymphalidae. Gene Ontology annotation, molecular function: pseudouridine synthase activity; RNA binding. Gene Ontology annotation, cellular component: nucleus; cytoplasm. The transcript has 11 exons. Gene Ontology annotation, biological process: tRNA pseudouridine synthesis; mRNA pseudouridine synthesis. Bases 42 to 1388 code for a protein of 448 amino acids.
AAUGUAAACAAAUCUUUACAAACAUAAAUACCCCAAUUUUAAUGAAACGAGCAGAAAAAAUGGAAAAAUUGCCACCGAAACAGAAGAAAACAAAAGGUCUAAAGAGGGAAGAGUUGUUAAAUAUGGACAAAAACGACCUAGUUGAGAAGAUAAUACAAUUAGAAGCUCACAAUGAACAGUUAAAAAAUAUAAUUAGCAAGAAUUUAGAAAAUAGUAGUGAUAUUCAAACAGGUGCUGGCAAAAGAAAGUUUGACUUUAGUAAAUGUCACUACCGUCGGCUACUCCUGCGCAUUCUCUACUUUGGUUGGAACUACCAAGGUCUGGCAGUGCAAGAGGACUCUACACAGACUAUAGAGCACCAUCUCUUUCACGCGCUAAAGAAGUCUUGUCUCAUAGAGAGUAGAGAGAAGUCUCAGUAUCAUAGAUGUGGGAGAACUGAUAAAGGAGUCAGUGCUUUUGGACAGGUAAUAUCAAUAACACUACGCAGCAAACAUGCACCGUCUGAGCAAAAUCUCCCGAGCUCUAUAUCGUCCGAGAUGCCGUAUUGCAAGAUCUUGAAUAGACUCCUGCCUAAGGAAAUCCGAGCGGUCGCUUGGAUGCCGAUACCUGAUGAAAAACCAGAAUUCAGUGCGAGAUUCGAUUGCAAAAAACGUCAAUACAAAUAUUAUUUUCCAAAAUCCUCUCUUGACAUAAACGCGAUGCGUGACGCGUGCCGUCACCUGAUUGGGUCACAUGACUUCCGCCAUCUUUGUAAAAUGGACGUCGGGAACAACGUCACGGAGUUCCGCCGGGAAAUAUUGAAGGCGGAUAUCGAGGCCUUGGAUCAAAAGGAUUGUAAUAGUGCCACAUCGAUGUACACGUUGACGAUAGAAGGAAACGCUUUUUUAUGGCAUCAGAUCAGAUGUAUUAUGGGAGUGUUGCUAUUGGUUGGGCUAGGAAGGGAGUUACCGAGUGUUAUCACAGACUUAUUGGAUGUACAGACAAACCCGAGAAAGCCUCAAUACAAUAUGGCACUUGACGUACCAUUAAACUUAUUCCAUUGCUCUUACGAUGUAGAAAACAGCGGGGUAUACGAUCAAGAUGAAUUGAAGAAUGUUAUAGUUCAUCUACAGAGCGAAUGGACGAUACAUAGUGUUAAAACCACUAUGAUAAAAGAUUGCCUAUCAAAUCUAGAAGAAAUUUUCGAUAGCCUCUCAAAAGAGAAAGAGAUAGGCGAUGGCUUAGAAAACGCAUCAGACAGAGACAGAGUGAUGGCCCAUGCAGACUGUUUGUUACAAGGAGUCAAACCAAGAAAUUAUACACCUUUGUUGAAGAGGGAAACAUGUUCUAGCUUAGAAGAAAGGAUAGAAUAUUACAGAAAGAAAAGAAAAGUGGCCGACGUUGAAUAACUUUAAGUUAAUUUACACAGUGUUAUGAGUAAGUACAUUUUGUAAGUAGUAGGUUAUUUUUUAAAUAAAAAUCUCUAAAUC